AGAGCAGCACAAACACCACUGAUUUGUAGAGCACACUCCAGGCCUGAAAGGGCAACAGUGAGAGCUGAGGGCUGAACAUCUCCACCUGCUUCCAACAAAUUGGUGCGAUUGGAUUCACCUGUUCACCUGCUCAGAGCACAUGGUCAAAAUGUUUGAGCUUCAGUCAGUCAGCCCUUUGACAUGCUGCUAAGAGGAAGGAAGACAGCUCCUAUUUGGACUCAGAAGACGCAACUGGUGAGGAAACCAAGGGAAAGAAGUGCUUGUUUGCUUGUUUUGUAUUGAGGAGAAAGUUUAAAAAAGAUAAUUUCACUGAUGUUUACAAAAUUGUUUAAGUUGACUGAAAGUAAAUUUAAAAAAGUAUCAGUAAUGUUUAGGUUUAUUCUUAUAAUUAGGAUGGAUUGUUUAAAUUUAAUUUCAUUCAUAUUGUUGGAAAUGUUUAAAUUUAUUCUUAAACCUAGGCCCUAUCAGUGGAAAUUAAUUUGGUUGGAUUGAUUUAAAAGAAAAGCAAAGCAUGUAUUAUGUUGUAUGUUUAUGAAACACUAAUGUGUUUUUUUUUCUGUUUGAUUAAGGUUAUCAACCUAUCUACUAUUCCCCUAUCUACUAUUCAACCCCAACUAUUCACCUAUUCUGCUAUUCAGCUAUUCAACCAUCCCACUAUUCAACUAUUCAUUCUGUUCAUCCAUUCAUUUACAUCGAUAACCCACUUUAUUUUACUGCUUCAAAUCAAACCUCAAUAAAUCACAAGGAAAAAGGAUCGAGUUGUCCCUUUGAGACCUUCUUGAGUCCAACUAGCCCUUUCAAGUUUGGGCGUAGCUGUGACAAACCUGAAGAACUUGACACGCACUUUGUGGUUUCUGAGAAGUUUCCCCCAGAUAUCAUGCAUGAUGUUCUGGAAGGCACCGUUCCACACAAUUAAGUUGCUAUUGCAAAAGUUUCAAGGGGAGAAAAUUGUAACCCUCCACAAGUUCAAUACUCAAUUGAACAAACUUUGCUUUGGCCAGAAUGACAAGAAGCAUAAGCCUGUGCCUCUAAAAGAAUCAGUUCUCCGUGAUGCAGCUCUGCCAGGGAAAGCAAUAGAAAAGUGGACUGUCUUUCGCCUCUUUCCUCUAAUGAUUGGUGGAUUUGUUCCCAAAGACAGCCCUCACUGGCAUCUGUACCUGCUUCUGCUGAACAUUUGUGACAUCAUCUUAGCCCCACAAAUCAAACUCAGUUGGCUUGGGUACCUGUCCUCCCUCAUCUCUGAAUUUCUGGCAGAGCUCCAGCUCCUUUUUCCUGGCAAAUUUACCCCCAAAACCCACUAUUUUGUCCACUAUCCACGACUCAUUCAUGAAUUUGGGCCUCUCAGAGCACAUUGGUGCAUUCGGUUUGAAGCCAAACAUUUGUAUUUCAAGCAUCUAUCAUCUGUUGUAUGCAACUUCCAGAACAUUUCAUUAACACUUGCUAAAAGGUAUCAAAUGCACCAGUGUUACGAUAUACAGAAAGGCACGGCCACUGCUGUGGCACCUGAUGCAUGUAGAGAAGUACCUCUAUCCAAACUACAAGCACUGAAAGAAGUGAUCACUUCUGGGGACAUUCCAAAUGAAACAGUCUGGAAGACUGAAAAAAUUGUAAUAGACAGUACCACAUAUAAAGUUGGAGAUUUAUUUGUACUUUAUGUGGUUCAUGGGGAAGAGGUCCCAAUUUUUGUAAAAGUCCUCCAUAUUGUUAAGUAUCGGGGUCAGUGGCUGGCUUGUGGACUUAUCUAUACAUCAACACAUUUUGAGGAGCACCUUCAUGCGUACUGUGUCCAAAACACAAGGAAGUGGGUUGCCUUCAAACCAGGGGAUGAAGCAGAUUUCCAUCCACUAGAUGCAUAUACAGAUGUUAAUGACAACCUGUUCAUCACUCUGCACCACAAGCCACUAGGCCAUGGCGUCCUAGAAGACUGACACAGAAGAAUGACAUUGAUGGAGCGACCCUUACAUUACUAACAGAGGAUGACGGAGAGAUUGUUCCCCUCAAUAAAAAGACAAGCUCAGUUCCUUAGGUGCCUUCAGGACCUGAAGUCAUUUUCAUCGUCGUUGUCAUCUUUGUCUUCAUCUUCAACAACAACAACAGAUGAAACCAGACCUCAUGAUGAGCAAACAGCUAGUGCUUCACUGCAGUUUGUUUUCCCCAAAACCCUAAGGGAUGCACUUGAUGCAAAGGAUCAAGAGCUUCUGGCCCCUCAGAGAACCAAGAUUAAAUCUGUUCUUAUACAAGCUCUAUAUGACACCCUCAGCAACAAAACUAUGUAGGUUCCUUUAUAAUUCUUACGGACAAUUACUGCACAUUGUAGCUUUUAGUUGAGAUUAUAAGCCACUUUUUACAUUGGGGAUGCCUGCAGACAUAUCAGAAUACAUACCUAUCUUAGGUUUACUGUUGCUACUCUCACUCGGAGCCUCCACUGAUGUGUAAUCUUGC
This is a messenger RNA of Entelurus aequoreus (snake pipefish), 2442 nucleotides long. RefSeq lists its product as uncharacterized. NCBI's taxonomy places the organism in Eukaryota, Metazoa, Chordata, Actinopteri, Syngnathiformes, Syngnathidae. The coding region runs from base 882 to 1928 and encodes 348 amino acids. The transcript has 3 exons. The record is from RefSeq and is a predicted model, not a curated record.